Molecule: messenger RNA, 2397 nt
Organism: Acanthoscelides obtectus
Lineage: Eukaryota; Metazoa; Arthropoda; Insecta; Coleoptera; Chrysomelidae
Source: the annotation of a GenBank genome assembly
UAUGACGUAUGGGUGAAGAUGGCCGACAGAAAUACGUUUUUGUUAAUCAACGAUUGCAAUGCUGACAAAUUUAUCUAUCUAUGCCAGGCAACAAAAUUGAUGAAAAGUGAAGUUCCGUGCAGUGUUGUCAUAUUUUUUGUAAAUAAUACCUAUCUAACCUAGAAAAUCGUAGAAAAGUUACAUGCUUGUUUUUCACUUUGAAUUUUUAACAAUACAACAUGGACUUAUUUGUAGUUAAUAGUUCUACAUACCGUAACUUUUAGGGUCCAAACAGAACAGAAUGAAACUAAUGAAAAUGAAGAGCAAACGAAAUUAGAUAAGGUUUUAAAGAAAAUCGAGAGAAAUAAAAAAUUACGGAGUAAGCAAAAAGAAAAACAGAAUAAAAUAAAAAUUGCCAAACAAAAAACAAUAGAAUCUAGGCGAAUCAAACGAGAAAUAAAGGCUAAGAUUGUACCUGUGCCAGAAAAUGACAAUGAUAACUUUAUCGAUAAAUCUGUGGAGGGCUUUAUAGACGAAGAAACAGAAGAUCAACCAGCAUCAAAAAAGAUAAAGAUAGAUCCAAAUGAUUUAGGUUUCACAAUAUUAGGAGCAGAUAAUCUGGCAAAAAAAGCUAAGGUUAAAAGAGUACUGCCCAAAUGGCUAGCCAACCCUACAGCAAUUUCUGGAAGCCUACGAAAUCUUGAAACCAAAAUAUCAGAGCUGAAAGAACUUGAUAAAGGUUUAAGAAAACUUCUUAGGGCAAAUGGAAUAGAAUACUUAUUUCCUGUACAAGCUACAGUUAUCCCGCAACUGUUGAAAGAUAUAAAAAUAUCUGAUAUUUUGUUUCCUAGAGACAUAUGUGUGUCAGCACCAACAGGUAUUUUCUGCUAUAAAUUUGUAAUUUUUGAAUAGCAUUUGGUGAUUCUUAAGCAUAGUGAGAACAUUUGGUGUGUUGCUGCAAGGCUCUAGGAUACUACAGGCAGACUACGCUGGAUCUCCAGUUCAAUUUUAUUGUAAUUUAUUCAUUCAUUAAACUUUGAUACCUUAAAUAUGUUUUUUCUACAGAUGGUUUCUUUAUUAAUUAUCAUUUUAGGCAGCGGAAAAACUCUGGCAUUUGUAUUGCCUAUAAUUCAGUCACUGAAAAAGCACUGUGUCAAGAAAAUCAGAGCUUUAGUCAUAUUGCCUACAAAAGACCUGGCACUACAAGUUUAUAAAACAUUCAAAGCUUAUGCACAAAACACUGAUAUUGAUGUGUGUUUAAUAACAGGGAACCACCCUUUUAAAGUUGAACAAUCUCAAUUAUUAUAUGACAAUAAUUUCUUUGGCUAUGUUAGCAAAGUGGACGUAUUGGUAUGUACAGCAGGGCGUUUAGUAGAUCAUUUAACAAUGACUGAAGGACUGGAUUUGAAACAUUUGGAGUACCUUGUCAUUGAUGAAGCUGACAGAGUUCUGGAGAAUGUGCAAAAUGACUGGCUGUACCAUUUGGAAAAACAUCUGAAUGAGGGUGAAGAAGAAGAUCUUCCGAAACUGGGAACAGUACUGAACCUGUCAAGCCUUCAGAGGCGCAGACCACCUCAAAAGCUUCUUUUCUCUGCAACACUCUCUCAAGAUCCUGAAAAAUUACAGAAAUUAUCGCUUUUCCAACCCAGACUGUUUACAACAGUGGUGGAAAACGCUGAGGCUGGAACUGCGACUAUGAAUGAUCAAGAAACUGGUACUUUUAUGGGCAAAUACACAACACCCAAUGAAUUGAAAGAGAAAUACAUUGUUACGACACUAGAAUUGAAGCCACUGUGCCUAUACAAAUACAUAGAAGAGCAUGACAUCAAUAGAUCACUUGUAUUUACCCAUUCAGCAGAGAGUGCUCAUAGAUUGGCGAUUUUGUUAAGGUCACUCUUUAAAGAUAGAAGGAAAGUUGAAGAUAUUUCGUCACAAUUACCAGGAAAAAGUAGACCUCAAUUAAUAGAGAAGUUUUCGAGAGGAGAGAUUGAUGUAUUAGUAUGUACUGACGCUCUAGCCAGAGGAAUAGACUUGCCAGGUGUAGAGUGUGUUGUGUCAUAUUCGGUGCCAAAGCAUUUGAAAACUUACAUUCAUAGAGCAGGAAGAACUGCUAGGGCCGGUGAAGAAGGUUUGGCGGUAACGAUGCUCACCAAAAAUCAGGUUGGAAAAUUCAAGAGUAUGUUGAACCAGGCUAAUAAGACUAAUGUUGAAGAGGUUACUAUACAAGAAGAGGAUCUGGAAGAUUUGGGAGAGCAGUACAAAGAUUCAUUGAAAGAAUUGAAGAAAGUGGUUGAGAAAGAAGAGCAAACGAAUUUGCAAAAAACUUUGUCAGCGAAGAAGAUUAGAAGAAAGAAACGAAAAAAGACUAAUACUAUUAUUUCUAGUUCUGUUAGCAACCAAUAAAUUUUACAAUCAAUA